Messenger RNA from Carassius gibelio (silver crucian carp), 3234 nucleotides. RefSeq names its product GAS2-like protein 3. Gene Ontology annotation, molecular function: cytoskeletal adaptor activity; actin filament binding; microtubule binding. The record is from RefSeq and is a predicted model, not a curated record. The transcript has 9 exons. NCBI's taxonomy places the organism in Eukaryota, Metazoa, Chordata, Actinopteri, Cypriniformes, Cyprinidae. Bases 194 to 1927 code for a protein of 577 amino acids. Gene Ontology annotation, cellular component: actin filament. Gene Ontology annotation, biological process: actin crosslink formation.
CCUUCUCUACUGAACAUUCCAGGACGCGUGGAGAAGGAGCUCCCGCUUCAGCUGAUGCGCGUCCACGCACCCAUCCCAGGCGUGCACGCCCCUGCAGCGGCGGAGCAAAACGUGGAUGAAGACAACUAAUCACUGAAACAACUAAACACACACAUUCAACGCUGAAUGUAGACGUGAAUCUCUCUUGUUACUAAUGAUGGCAGUUCAGGCUGGAUUGCAGGCUUGGUUCGGUGAGAAGUUAGAUGUCCCGUUACAGAGUCCCCGGAGCCUGCGCUCUCCCCGGCCCGGCCCGGGUCUGACUGAUGUGUUCCAGUAUGACCAGUGGUUGACCAAGCGGCACGAAGCCACGCUGGUGCCCAUGCAGGAGGAUCUGGCCAUCUGGCUAAGCGGCAUGCUGGGUGAACAUGUGACAGCCGAGCGCUUCAUGGAGGAGCUGGACAACGGUGUCAAACUGUGUCGUCUGGUUGGAAUUCUGCAGAGUAAAAUCCCACAGGACUCGGAAACACAGCUGCCCUUAAAGAAAAUCCAGUUCAAGAAAAACGCCUCUCCUGGUUCAUUUUUCGCCCGCGACAACACAGCGAAUUUUCUGUCCUGGUGUCGUCACAUAGGAGUGGACGAGACCUUUCUGUUUGAGUCUGAGGGUUUGGUCCUGCAUAAAGAACCGCGGCAGGUGUGUCUGUGUCUGCUGGAGAUCGGACGCAUCGUCUCCAGGUUUGGGAUCGAGCCUCCGGUUUUGGUUAAACUGGAGAAGGAAAUUGAACUGGAGGAAAGUCUAACGGUGACGGAUCACUCGUCUCCAGUGAAAACAUUCACUGUGUGCUGUCAGCACGGAGCCCUGUAUCACGCCGAUCAUGCGGACCAGGACGACCCUCGCUGUAACUGCUCACAGAAGUUUUCCAUCGAGUAUCUGUCUGAGGGACGCUACAGGCUCGGAGGCAAGAUCCUGUUCAUCAGGAUGCUCCAUGGGAAGCAUGUGAUGGUGCGUGUCGGUGGAGGUUGGGACACUCUGAAAGGGUUUCUGUUAAAAUACGACCCCGACCGCGUGCUGCAGUUCACUACUCUAGAGCAGAAGAUUCUAGCCUAUCAGAAAGGCCCGUCCGGCUCAGGCCCCGCCCACACAGUGCAGGCCGCCCAGCCCCCCACGAUGGACCCCAUCGCAGCCGUUAACCUUCUCCCAGAAUCAUCCUCUUCAUCGUCAUCCUCCACGACGUCUGUGUCCAAACCCAAACCACACACGCCCCGCGGCGUCACCCGGUCGCCCGCUUCCACACCCUCAAUGCCUCGUAAGGCUUCUGUACCCAGGAAGAUUUUUCACACACCCACAGCUUCACCGAGAACCACUCCUUUUUCGUCGCCCGCCCCAAAAAGAAGCCCACUUCCCCAGACAGCCCCGAAAGGGGUUUCCCAAAAAGCCCCUUCAGCCAGCUCCAGGACCAAACUGCACCUGCGUGGGUCUCCGUCUCAACCUCGCAGUCCCGCCUGUCCCGAACCCACCAGCAAGCUGCCCAAACCUUCAGCCGCACCGAAAACCGUCCAGCGCAACACCCGCCCUCCUCUGGCCCCCACCCGCUCGCUGCUCGCCCAGAGACGCCCUCCUUCCCCUGCCUCCGCCCUGCACUCAGAUUCCAGGAAGGGUUAUCCUGGUUCCCCUCGCUUGGCUCCGAAUGACCCCAAACAGACGACUGCUCUCGCAAAACCUUCUGUGACAUGCAAGAGUAAAUCUCUAGAGCAGAACACAGCCGUCGUGUCUGUCAGCGUUAAAACGACCCACAGGAAACCUCUAGUCAGCGGUAACCCUCCCGUCCAGAGCAGCGCCUCUAAACCAGCGUCUACGAGCUCUGACCACACACACACGGCACGGACUAAACCCAGCCAACGUGACCAACCCUACUUUGAGAUGAACUGUAAGAAAAGGGGAAAGAACUAAGAACGCUGGGAUAUUUAUAUUGAUGCCACAUUUAAUUUUUACAUUUUUUCUUAUUUAAGUGAAAAUGAGGCUGUGACGUGUGCUGUCCCUGUAAUUCAAACAUUGACAAUAUGUUUUAUUAAAGGCGAAGCUAUGAAAAUGAGACUUAAACAUGCUGCACAUCUGUCUGUAACGGCUUCGUUUUCAUUUAAAUUAAAUAGGACAUCAUCUGUUUUCGAGCUAAAAAAUCAUCAGGAUAUGUCGGGAAAUGGAUACAUUUUAUAUUUUAAAAAAAUGAAUAGGGUUUUAAUUUCUUCUUCAGCUACUGUAAUUAUCGUUAUUUUAGCUAAGCAAGCUUUUAUAGGUUUAGUUUAAUUGUUUAAAUUCAUGCACGGUUAUCAACAAACUCAUAUCACGGUCAGCAUCUUUUAAGGUAUUUUAAGUCAGUUCAUGUCUGUUAACGUGAUCUGAUUUGACUCCUCGUUAGAUUAUAAAUGGAUCGGCAUCAUUUAUUAAUUCCACAAAUCAUGUAUCGGCUGUAUGUCAGUGUAUUCUGUCGUAAAGCAGUAAGUGUGUGUGUUCAGACUAAUGUCUUGAUGUAUGAUGCAGAUGCAGGGUGUUCAGAUCAUGUGGCACUGAUCUGUAACGCAUGUAAACGUCUGUUUCCACUUCAUAUUUACAUUAAGAGCACUCUUACUGUAUUACAUAAGAAACACAUAUAGAUGGAAAUCCACUCCGGUGUUUCAGCUCUUAUCAGACACCCCAUAAUAUCCAGAAACACCUCUCUAUGGCAACCAAAGUGCAAUUAAUGUUUGAAUUUCGAGUGGCAUCUUUUUACAGCACAUUUUAAAAACUAUUUAAGAUUAUUAAGGGAUUAUGUGCCUUAGAUUUGUGCUUGUUGGAAUGAAUGUGUGGUUUAUUAUCAAGACUUUUUUUUUUUUUAGUCAGGAUGGUUAGUUUGGAAGGUACUGCAGUUUAAUUUGUAUGUUUUAAGUUGGUCGAACAGCCAGCUGUUAUUAAAUGAAAUGCUACCUCCUUUAUAUUUCACCACACAAAUACUACUGACUCAGUCAUGUUCAUAAACACCUGAGCUUUUAUUACUGUCCAGAACAAUGCUUAAUAUUUUCCAGUUUGUGGCCUAUAAAUAUACAUUUGUAAGGGUAAUUGUUCUCUUUUUUUUCCCUAAGAUUAAUUAUAUUUUUGUGCAUCAGAUUGUGUGAGAGAUAUUUUUCCAGCACUUUAAGAAAAUGUUUUGAAUGUAUCUUAUUUUCUUUGUUUUGUUCAUUUGUGCUCUUUGCAUUCUGUCAAAUAAAGAUCUAUAUGGUGUA